CCCCAUCUUCAUUUCUCCUCAACAACUACUACUACUACAACAACAACAAAACUUUCAAACCCAUUUUCGUGUUCUAAUUCAGUCAUUUCUUCAAACACUUUCAUACUACUGUUUCAAUUUCGUUCGUUUUCGUAUGGAAAUUACCUCGUUCCCAUUUCUUAAUCAGGAGGAUUUUUUGCAUUUCUUUACUUCGUUUCAAGAAAUGGACGGUGUCAAUGUGAACGGCAACAACAACAGCAACAACAAUGACAAUAAAAAGCGGCGAAGAAAGAGCGAAGACUUCAACUACUACGACGACGACGAAGAAACCAAGAAGAAGAGCAACGGGUUUACGGAUAUACUCGCUUCAAUCAUGUUGCUUGAUGAGGAGGAGAAGCAAGAGCAAGAGCUGUGGUUCAUGGAGGAUCAGCAAGACAAGGCCUUAUUUGACUUCAACCAAGACCAAAAGACUCAUGCUAUGGACGAUUACCAUGUCCAAAUGCAAAGUCGUUACUCUGAUUUAGAACAAUUUGAUGUGUCAAGAAAAGCCAAGCGAGCUCGUCGCUCUGCUUUUGCUGUUACUUCAACAAUUGCAACAGCAGCAGCUGCAGCUACUACGGCUGAUAAUUCCGCUUCGAGUUCUCCGCCGAAGCCGGGUUCUGCAGGCACACCCCACCGCAGGUUGUGGGUGAAGGACAGGUCUAAAGACUGGUGGGAUCAGUUUAGCAGUCCGGAUUUUCCAGAUGAGGAGUUUCGCCGCGCCUUUCGGAUGAGCAAGGCGACGUUUCAAAUGAUCUGUGAUGAAUUGGAUUCGGUUGUCAUGAAGAAAAACACAAUGUUGCGUGAUGCCAUUCCUGUCCGCACGCGUGUUGCUGUGUGCAUAUGGAGAUUGGCUACUGGGGAGCCAUUGAGGCUUGUGUCUAGGCGAUUCGGGUUGGGCAUUUCGACUUGCCACAAGCUUGUUCUCGAGGUUUGUUCGGCUAUUAAGGGUGUUCUGAUGUCGAAAUUUCUUCACUGGCCUGAUGAGAAUAAGGUUGAGGUUGAUAAGGAAGAGUUUAAAUCGAUUUCGGGGAUACCAAAUGUUGGUGGUUCAAUGUACACUACUCAUGUUCCUAUUAUAGCGCCCAAGAAUAACGUGGCUUCUUAUUUUAAUAAGAGGCAUACGGAGAGGAAUCAGAAGACAUCGUAUUCGAUUACGGUUCAAGGGAUUGUUGAUCCUAAAGGUGUGUUCACUGAUGUUUGUAUUGGUUAUCCUGGUUCUAUGUCUGAUGACCAGGUGUUGGAGAAGUCUGCUUUGAGUCAGAGAGGGAAUAUGGGGCUUUUGAAGGAUGUUUGGAUUGUUGGGAAUUCUGGUUACCCAUUGACGGAUUGGGUUUUGGUUCCUUAUACACACCAAAACCUCACUUGGUCUCAGCAUGCUUUCAAUGAGAAGAUUGGGGAGGUUCAAAGGGUUGCUAAGGAGGCAUUUGCGAGGUUGAAAGGAAGGUGGUCUUGCUUGCAGAGGAGAACAGAGGUGAAACUCCAAGAUUUGCCAGUGGUUCUUGGGGCUUGUUGUGUGUUGCAUAAUAUCUGUGAGAUGAGAAAUGAAGGGCUGGAACCAGAGCAGAGGUAUGAGAUUUUUGAUGAUGAAAUGGUUGCUGAGAAUGGUUUGAGGUCUGCGAAUGCUAUACAGGCUAGAGAUCAGAUUGCUCAUGAUUUGUUACAUCAUGGCCAAGCAGGCACUCGUUAUAGUUGAACAUUAUUAUAGUUGGUUAUAGUUAGUUAGAGUUUCAUGUAUUGUGCUUUGUCUUUGAUUGUUGUCAUUCUUUUUAGCUAUGGCUUCUCGUAGUCAUAUGUGUACAAUAAAAGGAUCGGGUUUUUGUGUA
Messenger RNA from Quercus robur (English oak), 1844 nucleotides. Its product is annotated as protein ALP1-like. The transcript has a single exon. The record is from RefSeq and is a predicted model, not a curated record. NCBI's taxonomy places the organism in Eukaryota, Viridiplantae, Streptophyta, Magnoliopsida, Fagales, Fagaceae. Bases 134 to 1714 code for a protein of 526 amino acids.